Messenger RNA from Pimephales promelas (fathead minnow), 1431 nucleotides. The record is from RefSeq and is a predicted model, not a curated record. Lineage: Eukaryota; Metazoa; Chordata; Actinopteri; Cypriniformes; Leuciscidae.
UGUAUUGAACUUUUUUACAGUACUGAAUAUGGCCAACAGAUGGCAGUGAGAACUAAAAUUGGAACACAUUUGCUUAAUUUUUUCGUUCUGUAAAUAAACCAACCGAUUUCUUUACUGUUCCCCUCAUCUGUAACGUAUUUUCUUUUUAAAUAUGUGGUUUGUGUAUUAUAAAGAAAACACAUUACGGGGUAUUACCGAGAAGUGGGCAGGGACUCGGUUGCGGCUGCGUGCCGCAGAUCAGCAUAAGAUUCAGAUGAGAGUUCAUGCUCAUAUUUGGUGUCCUGAAAAAAAAAAAAAAAAAAUUAUUGAGGUCGGAUCACUCUGAUCACACGCCGCCUGGUCCUCGACAUUUGAUGGGUUUCCAGGCGGCACUUACUUACAUUAAACAUAGACUACAAUGCAAAUAUCAACAAGUAGUAUUUUAUUCAAUAUUGAGUAGGUGUAGCUGCUGCUCAUAAUUUACAAUUACAAUCGUGCGCGCGCCACUGGGGACCUUUACGAACUGUUUGCACGAGGGAAAACUUGACCGGAGAAGAGAAACGUGUGCUAAAUUGGUGGGUCUGUUGUAGUCCUAAAAGAUGUGUUAAAGACUGUACAACCUCUCAGGUUUCCUUUAAGCUGGGAGAAGGUUUUGUGUUCAUUUCUCUUUGCUGUCCCGGGAGUAAAGAGAUGUCAGCCCGCAGGAGUAACGGUAGAUCGCAUCGCUCGCUGAGACCCAUUAGUAUGAUUUUCAUCCUGCUGUUUGUCAACAUUGCUGAAACAGCUGCAGAAGAAGAAGCUUUCAACGCAGAGUCGUGGCUGAGGACAUAUGGCUACCUGUCCCAGGCUAGCAGACAGAUGUCCACCAUGCAGUCAGCCCAGAUCCUUUCUAGCGCCAUCAAGGAUAUGCAGCGCUUCUAUGGCCUGGAGGUUACCGGACACAUGGACUUGGCCACUCUGAAGGCCAUGAAAAGACCUCGCUGUGGAGUGCCUGAUCGUUUUGAGGAGUCAACGGAGCGAGGUGCUCGGCGUAAGCGGUACGCACUUACUGGCCACAAGUGGGAUCAGGACAAGCUGACUUACAGUAUUCAGAACCACUCACCCAAAGUUGGCCAGGAGCAGACCAAUGAGGCUAUUCGCAAAGCCUUUCGGGUAUGGGAGAAAGUAACGCCUCUGCGGUUCGAGGAGGUCCCAUAUCAUGAGAUAAAGAAUGGCAGUGAGGGGCCUGACAUAAUACUACUGUUUGCCUCUGGGUAUCAUGGCGAUAUGUCUCUCUUCGAUGGGGAAGGAGGGUCUCUGGCACAUGCUUUUUUCCCAGGUCCCGGAAUGGGAGGAGACACACAUUUUGACAUAGACGAGCCAUGGACCUUGAACCAACGGGAGGGCUCAGGUGUGAACAAUUUUCUGCAAUCAUUUUCCUACUUCAAAGAAAAUGUACUUUAUAUUAGCUAA